Molecule: messenger RNA, 3732 nt
Organism: Erinaceus europaeus (western European hedgehog)
Lineage: Eukaryota; Metazoa; Chordata; Mammalia; Eulipotyphla; Erinaceidae
Gene: GREM2
Product: gremlin 2, DAN family BMP antagonist
Exons: 2
Coding region: 550-1056 (168 amino acids)
Biological process (GO): animal organ morphogenesis
Molecular function (GO): receptor ligand activity; BMP binding
Source: RefSeq, a predicted model, not a curated record
GAUACUUUCUCUACGUAAACAAGAAGGUUUGGAUAGGAAGUCUGCUAAAAAAAAAUGUUACAGCUGACCACAAGGUUGUAAAUCCACAGACUGGAAGGAAGAAAAGAGAAACAUAGCAGGCGACUGAAGUGUGUGUGGCUGCAAUGUUUGUGGGUUAGAUGAGAAACUAGCGCUGAGUGAAACCAAGAAGGGAAGGGGGUGGUUGCCUGGUGUGAUUUGCUUGAUGUUCAGAGCCAAUAGAAAUCCCAGACUGUGCUAAUAUCCCAGUGCAGCGCGGAGACAGUCAGCUAAGUCUCAGGCGCCUUUCACAUCUACAAGCGCUGCCAGCCCAGCGCGGGGCCACACGGCGCAGGGACCAUCUACUCUGCUUGUUCUCAAGCAGGACGCUGCUAUUACAGGAGUCUGCUGGAGUCCGCCUCUGGUCGAAGUGAAAAGCGGCAGUAGGAAAUCAAAUUUAAAUCCCGCUGUGGACUAUAUUACUCAGAGAAAGGAGAGUGAGAGAAAGAGAAGGGACCCAAGGAGGAAGCUUCCAUCGCACGUCAUUGCAGGAUGUUCUGGAAGCUUUCUCUGUCCUUGUUCCUGGUUGCUGUGCUGGUAAAGGUGGCGGAGGGUAGAAAGAAUCGGCCCGCGGGAGCCAUCCCUUCGCCUUACAAAGAUGGCAGCAGCAACAAUUCUGAGAGAUGGCAGCAUCAGAUCAAAGAGGUGCUGGCCUCCAGCCAGGAGGCCCUUGUGGUCACGGAGCGCAAGUACCUCAAGAGUGAUUGGUGCAAGACGCAGCCGCUGCGGCAGACAGUGAGCGAAGAAGGCUGCCGCAGCCGCACCAUCCUCAACCGAUUCUGCUAUGGCCAGUGCAACUCCUUCUACAUCCCGCGCCACGUCAGGAAAGAGGAGGAGUCCUUCCAGUCCUGCGCCUUCUGCAAACCGCAGCGCGCCACCUCCGUCCUCGUGGAACUCGAGUGCCCCGGCCUGGACCCCCCCUUCCGACUCAAAAAAAUCCAGAAGGUGAAGCAGUGCAGGUGCAUGUCGGUGAACCUGAGCGACUCGGACAAGCAGUGAGCUCCGGAGCAGGGUGCCGCUCCCCCGUUCCGUGAGUGCCCUGCCCUCCGGGUCGCGCUGUCACCGCCUCUGUCCCUGUCCACCGAGCUCACUCACACGCUGUCUGCCCUCUCCCCAUGGGCAGCAAGCGCAGCUGCCUGGGGUUGACGGCGUCCUAGUCACAAACACGGACGCUAGGGGGGCCUUGCUGAUGUAUUUCUGACCGACCCCGGGCCUCACCUGUGCCUCACAUGUCAGGCUGAGCAGCAGGUCCGAAGGAAGAUGCUGGAGAAUCGCCAGCCACCACCCAGUUGUCGGAGAGAAGCUUUGGGAUGAUGAUGGACUUUUGUCAAUAUGCACUGAUGUUUCCACCAUGUGGAAAAGCGAGUAUUUCUCUGGCCUAGACUACAAGUCAUUUCCCCUUCUCCCAUAAAAAUGAAAGGUGUUCAUUCCUCCUCCUCGAAUCUCUCCUGCUGGUGUAUGACCUCUGCCUGAGAUUAUUCAUUCAAGUGAUUCACAGGCUGCUUUUUGCCAGUCGUGAUGCUGAUUUGGACCAGGUCUUGUGUAAGGAUGUCUGGGUUGACAGAAGGUUAGCCUAAGGAACCUGAUAGCCACAGGAAAACCUGAGUCAUUUGGAUGACAAAGUGGGCUUCCCUAGGACUUUGUUAAUAGCAGACCUGACACGCCCUUCCACUAGCCAUCACUGCCUCUUCUUUCCCACUUACCCUAAUGCCAUCCAUGGGCUGAAGAUAAGCUCUGGUGUGCAUGCUAUUAUCGCUGCAAUUAGAAUAUUAUUACACACAAAAGGUCUCUCUGUUAACAGCGGUUUUAUAAUUGACCUGUAUCAUAAAAUACUAUUUCAAAAAAGUAUUAUAACUCUAUCCAUCUAUUACUUCACGUGUUUGAUUAGGCUUUGCAGCACCAUUCAUAGUACAGACCAGAGCAGGUUGGUGAUCUGCUUCCAGCAAAGUGAUUUACUCAUAAAUGCCUAAUCAGCAGCUUACUGUCAUGCACCUACUCAUAAACUGGGCAGGGAAAUUGGAAGAGUUAUAAUUUUACAUUGGCUAUAUUUCACUGAAGUUACUAAAGCAUAGCACAAUGCAAAAACUGGGUUGGGGGAGGAGACACACUGGGAAGUUGUAAGCCUAAAAUUGAAAAGACUCUACACUAUUUAAUACACACAUGUGGAGUGAAAUUUUUACACCAGCUAACUACCAUGACACAAAACAAACAUUUCCUGUUAAAAGAAAUAAAUACUUUAAAAAUAUAAGGAACUGAAUCACUCUGUGAUAUAGAAUAAAAUGUUAAAGAAUAAAUAAUAUAUGUGGGACAGAAAUCUUGUUGAGCAGAAAACAACUAGCUUUCUUUUCAAAGAAUAAACUUUAAAGUGGAUGAGUAAACAUUAGUUCACCUUUCAUUAUUAUUAUUGUUGACCUUUUAUGUUGCUAUCUCUUAAAAGAACAACAUUGACAUGAUUUAUUUUUCAUGCAAAAUUCUACUUACUUUAAACACCUUUCUUAAAUUGCCCCACAGAAUCUUCCCUGCAAGUAAUGUUUAAGAAAUCUGAUAAAUGUGAAUAAGCUGCCAUUGAUGAUAAACAACAGACUUGUGAAAAUCUGUCUUUGGUAAUUCUGAAAAACACAAUCUCAGGUGAAGUCUCAAAUUCUCCUCCUAAGAGAAUCCCAAAAGGCCCAGUUUCUGGGUGUGUGAGAGGCUCUCUUCAUGCUUCCUUGGGAACUGAGGCUUCUUGCUAUUAGACAAUGAUUGGGGAUCUAAAGACAUUCACCUGGAAAGCAAGGAUUCAAGUGGGGCAUUAAUUGCACAUUUCAUUCCUGUCUGUAGCACCAUGAAACCCAAGGAAAACAUAUUGCUGGGGCUGGGUGGUAUCGCACCUGGUUGAGCGCACAUGUGCAAGGACCUGUGUUACAAUGUGCAAAAGGACCUGUGUUCGAGCCUCCAGUCCCCACCUGCAGAAGGAAAGCUUCAUGAGUGGUGAAGCAAUGCUACAGGUGUCUCUCUGUUUCUUUCCCUCUCUAUCUCCCCCUUCCUCCAGAUUUUUGUCUGUCUCUAUCUAAUGCCUAAAUAAAGACAAUAAAAAACUUAAAAAAAGAAAACAUAUUGCUUUGACUUCAGAAAUAUAACCAUCCAGCCCUAAAUUGGGAAGCAGGAAUUAAAAAAAAUCCUUGCGGGGUAGGGAUAAAAAGUAGAGAAGCAGUUAAAGUUCAGAAUUUUUUUUUUUUUGCAUUUGGUGGAAAACCUCACAUCAGAUUCAGUGGCAGAACAAAGAGCAGAAAAGCUGUGAAAGAAAGAUGUCCAUGUGAUUGUAAUGACCACUAAUGGUGUGCAGGAGCAGACAGAGAGAGGAGUUGCCAACCCAUUUACAAAGUGAGCCCCUGUCAUUUUAUUCAUACAGAACCCUAAUAGAUAGGGGUAGGGUUACACUAUGCACAAAAUACAAACAUGAGUACACUCUCUUUGAAACCAAUUGUAGAUGAGAUGUAGCAAUGAAAUCAACAUGAUAUGCUGCAAUCUCAAGCUCCUUCUGGGGGCCACCAUAUAUAUAAAGUUUACCUUCUAAUGGCUUAAAUUGUAUUUAAUUGGUUUUUCGUUUAUUAAUGAAGAAAAACUAUAAGUAGAAUGUAAUUAUUUUAUAGUUGUAUUAAGUUAUAGAGCAAAUAAAAAUAGGAUUGUAUGUGA